AUGUCCCCAGACAGGUCUACCAUACAGCAAAACUCGUUAUAUACCACCAGCGGUUGGAACAGCGAACUACAAAAGCAUCUGACGGGUGAUAUCGCUGCGGGUGUAGUAUCAGCUACAAUUAUUUCUCCAAUUGUAACCAUCAUUGACCGGACAAUUGUCGAACGGCUCGCUCUGAACCGACCAUUAUUACGAACACUGGGCGCCAACACAUUCUGCUCCAUCUUCCAACCUCGAAAGUUCUACAUUUCGAAGCCGUUCUUGAUUGUCUGGUCCCUAUACGCAGCAACCUAUUGUACCGCGAAUGUCACGGAUACCUGCAUCGACCAUCUCCCCCCACUCACUGACAAGAGAUCCACGGCGAAUCUUGCCGCAACGCUCAGCUUCUUACCCACGUACGCGGUGAAUGUUUAUCUGGGGAUCUUGAAGGAUGUCAAUUUCGCCCAGGUCUAUGGUCGUUCCAGUAAUGCGGUUGCGGUCGCCGCUCGAGUUCCGCGGGCCGCAUACAUGUCUUUUCUGUUUCGAGAUAGUGUCACCAUCUUCAGCUCCUUCAACCUGGCGCCCUGGAUGGCUUCUUCAGUCCCAGAUUGGGUAGCCACUGGUCCGCACACCAAAGCCAUGAUCUCUCAGCUGGUACUGCCCGCUGCUGUUCAGUUUGCAAACACCCCACUGCAUCUCCUCGGCUUGGACUGGAUCGCCCGACCCCAAACGCAAGGACUAGCGGAGAGGUGGAGGCGGGUCCGACGGGACUGGGCUUCUUCAUCGACGGUUAGAGCUGCAAGGGUUCUGCCGGCCUUUGGAGUGGGCUGCAUCAUGAACACAGAGCUACGAGACCUAUUUCAACACCAUUAGCAGAAUCAAUACCACUUUUAGCCGAAUACAGCGGGGUUACAUACACAGAACAGGGUGGACAGGUUUAAUUUCUUUCCCAUUGAUGAUCG
This is a messenger RNA of Aspergillus saccharolyticus JOP 1030-1, 938 nucleotides long. RefSeq lists its product as uncharacterized. The record is from RefSeq and is a predicted model, not a curated record. Gene Ontology annotation, cellular component: mitochondrion. The transcript has 2 exons. NCBI's taxonomy places the organism in Eukaryota, Fungi, Ascomycota, Eurotiomycetes, Eurotiales, Aspergillaceae. The coding region runs from base 1 to 849 and encodes 282 amino acids.